Calidris pugnax (ruff) is the source of this 3634-nucleotide messenger RNA. RefSeq names its product ArfGAP with coiled-coil, ankyrin repeat and PH domains 3 (gene ACAP3). The coding region runs from base 97 to 2622 and encodes 841 amino acids. The transcript has 25 exons. Gene Ontology annotation, cellular component: cytoplasm. Gene Ontology annotation, molecular function: protein binding; GTPase activator activity. NCBI's taxonomy places the organism in Eukaryota, Metazoa, Chordata, Aves, Charadriiformes, Scolopacidae. The record is from RefSeq and is a predicted model, not a curated record.
UCGCUCGGUCGCUCCCUCGGUCGCUCGCUCGUCCUUGGCUGCCGGCGGGCGAUGCGCUUCCUCCGCUGAAGGCUCCGGCGGGGCCGAACCGGCAGGAUGACGGUGGAGUUCGAGGAGUGCAUCAAAGACUCGCCCCGGUUCCGGGCAACCAUCGAUGAAGUGGAAACAGAUGUGGUGGAGAUAGAAGCCAAGCUUGACAAGCUGGUGAAGCUAUGCAGUGGGAUGAUUGAAGCGGGCAAAGCCUACAUCACCACCAACAAGCACUUUGUCAGCGGAGUCCGGGACCUGUCGCAACAGUGCAAGAAGGAUGAAAUGAUUUCGGAGUGCCUCGACAAAUUUGGAGACAGCCUGCAGGAAAUGAUUAACUACCACAUGAUCCUGUUUGACCAGGCUCAGAGGUCAGUCCGGCAGCAGCUGCACAAUUUUGUGAAAGAUGAUGUCCGGAAAUUCAAGGAAACCAAGAAGCAGUUUGACAAAGUGCGAGAGGACAUGGAGAUUUCACUGGUGAAGAAUGCCCAGGCACCUCGGCACAAGCCCCAUGAAGUGGAGGAGGCGACAGGCACCUUGACCAUAACUAGAAAGUGUUUCCGGCAUCUGGCUCUCGACUACGUGUUGCAGAUCAAUGUCCUGCAGGCCAAGAAGAAGUUUGAAAUACUGGAUGCGAUGCUGUCCUUCAUGCAUGCCCAGUACACCUUUUUCCAGCAGGGCUACAGCCUUCUCCACGAACUGGAUCCCUACAUGAAGAAACUAGCCACAGAGCUGGACCAGCUGGUGAUUGAUUCUGCGGUGGAGAAGAGGGAGAUGGAGCACAAACAUGCGCUGAUACAGCAGAGGACCCUCCUCCAGGACUUCUCCUACGAUGACUCGAAGGUGGAGUUUAAUGUUGAUGCCCCGAAUGGAGUGGUGAUGGAAGGCUACCUCUUCAAGAGAGCUAGCAAUGCUUUCAAAACAUGGAAUCGGAGGUGGUUCUCCAUACAGAACAGUCAGCUGGUGUACCAGAAAAAGCUAAAGGAUGUCCUCACGGUAGUGGUGGAAGACCUGAGGCUCUGUACCGUCAAGCCAUGUGAAGACAUAGAGAGGAGGUUUUGCUUUGAGGUCGUCUCACCUACCAAGAGCUGCAUGUUGCAGGCUGACUCGGAGAAGCUGCGGCAGGCCUGGAUUCAGGCUGUUCAAGCCAGCAUUGCCUCUGCAUACCGGGAGAGUCCUGACAGCUACUACAUUGAGAGGCUGGACCGAACUGCUUCCCCAUCAACCAGCAGCAUCGAUUCUGCUACCGACUCCCGGGAGCGCAGCGUGAAAGGGGAGAGCAUCCUGCAGAGAGUGCAGAGCAUCCCUGGGAAUGACCAGUGCUGUGACUGUGGUCAGCCAGACCCUCGCUGGGCCAGUAUCAAUCUGGGCAUCCUGCUGUGCAUCGAGUGCUCUGGUAUCCACAGGAGCCUGGGUGUUCACUGCUCCAAGGUCCGAUCUCUCACACUGGAUUCCUGGGAGCCAGAGUUACUGAAACUGAUGUGCGAGCUGGGGAACAGUACCAUGAAUCAGAUUUAUGAGGCGCAGUGUGAAGAGUUGGGACUUAAGAAACCAACAGCAGGGAGCUCCAGGCAGGACAAGGAAGCCUGGAUCAAGGUGAAGUACGUGGAGAAGAAAUUCCUGAAGAAGAUGCCGAAUGGGGAGGCCCUAACAGAGAACGAGCGAAAACCUCGACGCUGGUGUGUGAAGAAGUGCCAGAGAAACAACAGCACCACGAAAGCACCCACGGCGCGUAGGAAGUACCGCCACGAAGCUGGCAAUGCCUCACCAGCCAUGUUGUCCUCAGCAGCUACCCUGGAGAGGAAGUUCCGCCGAGAUUCCCUCUUCUGCCCCGAUGAGCUGGACUCUCUCUUCUCCUACUUUGACACUGGUGCUGGCUCCGGCCCACGCAGUCUGAGCAGUGACAGUGGACUCGGGGGAAGCACGGACGGCAGCACCGAUAUCCUGGUGUUCGGCUCCGUGGUGGACAGCGUGACAGAAGAAGAGUGCGAGGUGUCAGAGGAGUCAAGCGGCGAAGCAGAGAUUGAACAGGAGGCAUCAGACCUGGAGGAUCUGAGGGAGCUGCAUCCCGGGUUGUUGAUCUACAAGGCAGCGCAAGCCCGAAACCUGCCUCUUAUGGCAGAAGCACUGGCGCACGGCGCUGAGAUCAACUGGGUGAACGAUGAAGAUGAAAACAAGACGCCUCUGAUCCAGGCCGUGGCGGGGGGUUCCUUGAUAGCCUGUGAAUUCCUGCUGCAGAACGGGGCGGAUGUUAACCAAAGAGACAGCCGAGGCCGAGCUCCCUUGCACCACGCCACGUACCUGGGGCACACUGGUCAGGUCUGCUUGUUCCUCAAGCGAGGGGCGAAUCAACACGCGGUGGAUGGCGACGGGCAGGACCCGCUCAGUAUUGCUGUCCAGGCAGCCAACGCAGACAUUGUCACCUUGCUGCGUCUGGCUCGAAUGAACGAGGAAAUGCGAGAAGCAGAGGGGCCUUUUGGACAACCAGGAGAUGCCACCUACCUGGACAUCUUCCGGGAGUUCUCUCACAUGGCUUCCAAUGACCCUGAGAAACUCAAGAGGAGGAGCCUACACUUCAGCCAUUCCUGCAGAUAGUCCCAUCCAUCCCUCCUCCCUCAGCGGGGACCUCCUGCUGGAAGGGCCACGAUGGCGGAGACAUCUGAGAGGGAGCUCUGCUGCUGAAGGAGGAUGUUCUCUGUCCAGAUGUGGUUCUGCUCCAAGCCUGCGUGUCCCCCAGUGUCUGCUUUUGUGCCCUGGCCAGGGAGGUGACAGCCCUCCAGGGGUUGGGCUGUAGGCCCAUGUCCCACAACUUGCAGCACCUGAAGGCGGUUUCAAAUGAGUUAAGCUGAUCUUUUAGCUCCCGUUUCCCCUUCUAAGUUGCUAUUUCUGGGAAAAUCUCCCCUUUCUGACUGUGUGCAAACAUUGCUGAUACUGCAGCAGUGCCCACCCCUGAAAUGAAGUGCAGGUAAGUGGUCGUGACCACUGAGCAUUCCAGGAGGAGAACAAGCCUGAGGUGCUCUGAAAAAAAUGAGGAAAAGUGAAUGUUGUGGACUUUGAGCUAUGCCCCGUUGUGGCAGUGUCACUGGAGCCAGUUCAGCUCACGAAGAGAUGGCACCAGCCCUGGGGUCCCACCAGUGUCCCACCACGGGGAUGGUUCAUAACUCCAGUGGCACAAGACCCUCCACGCACAGCUCUUGAAGGAGAAAAGCCACCCCAGGACACAGCACUGCAACACCACCACGCCGUGGGGCUCCCAGUCCCAACCAGUCCCCUCCAAAACCUUUGGCAAAGCAUCUCACCGUGAGGAGAGUUGAACUCUUCCCCAAGGCACACCUCCCAGUAUUAUUAUUUUUCGUUCAUUUUUAUUAUCAUUAUGUCACAACACAAAUAAUAAAGGGUUAUGUGUGGCCUAUACAGGUAUAGGCACCAUGACAUAACAAGGUGUAUUGUCAGAAUGAUAUAUAUGAACUACGACAUGCUGAAAUGUAAUAUAUCUUAUGGGAAAAGAAAUGUAUUUUUUUGAAAAGGUGGGAGUGAAAAAAAAAAUCUCACACGCAAACGGUGUCUAUGAAGGGAGAAUAAAGACAGGAAAUGUUUUUUAAAUUCA